AUGAAGGUGUUCCAGGAAGUGCAAGGGGACACGGGCCCCAUCGAUUGAUCACAACUGCACACAUAAGCAUUUACUAACAACAACCUGGAUUUUCGGAUGACAUUUUCAUGGGGGGCUACCGUUAAUACUCAUGGAGCCUCAAGAGGAAAAGCCAAUUAUUUACACUAUGGAAAACAAGCCGAUUGUGACAUGCGCUGGGGACCAGGCUUUAUUUACGUCUCUCUACACCCCAUUGGCCCAGCAGCUCCCCAGGGAACCAAUGGAGUGGAGGAGGACAUAUGGCAGGGCUCCUAAGAUGAUUCACCUGGAAGCUAACUUUGUCCAGUUCAAGGAAGACCUUCUCCCUAAAGAGGGAAACAAAGCCCUUCUAACCUUCCCUUUCCUCCACAUCUACUGGACUGACUGCUGUGACACGGAGGUGUAUAAGAGCUCGGUGAAGGAGGACAUGACCAGGUGGCAGAGCAGCCUGCGCGUCCACGGCUCUGCCGAUUGGGUCAUCGUCGUCGUGGAGACCAGCGACGCCAAGAAGAAGAACAAGACCAACAUCCUGCCGCGCUCCUCCAUCGUGGACAAGAUCCGCAACGACUUCUGCAACAAGCAGAACGACAGGUGUGUGGUUCUGUCGGACCCCCUGAAGGACUCGUCUCGUUCGCAGGAGUCGUGGAGCUCCUUCCUGCUCAAGCUGCGCACGCUGCUGCUCAUGUCCUUCACCAAGAACCUGGGCCGCUUCGAGGACGACAUGCGCACGCUCCGCGAGAAACGCACGCAGCCAGGGUGGAGCUUCUGCGAAUACUUCAUGGUGCAGGAAGAGCUGGCGUUUGUGUUUGAGAUGCUGCAGCAGUUUGAGGACGCUCUGGUCCAGUAUGACGAGCUGGACGCUCUCUUCACUCAGUACGUCCUCAACUUUGGAGCCGGAGAUGGAGCUAACUGGCUGGGCUCCUUCUGCGCCCCGGUGAAGGCCUGGAGCGGACUGCUGCUCCGCCGGCCCAUCGACAUGGAGAAGCGAGAGGGCAUCCAGCGCGGCGAGGCCAGCCUGCUGGACCUGCGCAGCUACCUGUUCUCCCGCCAGUGCACCCUGCUCAUCUUCCUGCAGCGGCCCUGGGAGGUCACGCACCGGGCCCUGGAGCUGCUGCACACCUGCGUCCAAGAGCUGCGUCUGCUGGAGGUGUCGGUGCUGGAGGGGGCGCUAGACUGCUGGGUGUUCCUCAGCUGUCUGGAGGUGCUGCACAGGAUCGAGGGCUGCUGUGACCCCGCCCAGCUGGCCGCCAACUGCUCCCACACCGUGGGCCUGUGGGCCUACGCUACGGACAAGCUGAAGUGUCUGGGCUACCUGUGCGGGCUGGUGUCCGACCAGGGCCCCACCUCAGAGGACCUGAACAGAACGGUGGACCUGCUGGCCGGACUGGGAGAUGAGCGACCAGAGACUGUCAGCAGCUUGCAGAGCCCGUACAAGAAACUCAAAGAAGCGUUGUCGUCCGUGGAGGCGUUUGAGAGACACUACCUGGAGCUCUCUCAUGCUGCGAUGGAGAUGUACCGGGCCAUUGGCAGGAUGAGGUCAGCCAGACUGGUGGGGAAAAGCCUGGCUGAGUUCUACAUGAGGAAGGCUGAUCCUGAUCAUGCAGAGAGCUUCCUGCAGGAUGCCCUGAGGUCGUACGUGUCAGAGGGGUGGAACCUGCCCGUCACUCACACCAGGAAGCAGAUCGCAGCGUGUCAGAAGCUGCUCGUCCGGACGGAGGACUACUUGCAGACCAGUGCCUUGCUGGCAGGGGAUGGGAAUCUGACCAGUGAGGAGAGGGAGCACUUCUGUCAGGAGAUUCUGACUUUCGCCGGCCAAUCAACAGACAGCAAAGGUAAGCGUGCAGCCCAGAAGGUGGCGCUCAGCAUGACCGCCUUCGCCCAGCUCACUCAGCUGCAGUUCCGCCCGGCAACGGCGUCCGUGCACUCCGGCGCCGCCCUGCAGGUGGAGCUCCGCCUCCGCAGCCUCAUGCCCGUCCCCGUGCCUCUGGAGCAGCUGGCCGCCAGCCUGCACUUCAGCCUGGAGCAGGCCGGGACCCUGGGCAGGGCCAAGGGGGCUCUCAGACAACCCAACCCAGGGAUAGUGCACUUCCCCCCGGGCAGCUCCUCGGGAGGGCCCCUUCAGUCGUCCUUGGCUGGGGGUCCGGCCCUGGAGCUGGAUGAGAUCCAGGACAGGAGCCCCUCUGAUAACUCCCUCAACUCCGCCGGCAUGGUGUGCAAGAACACGCACCUGGUCAUGCGUUGUCAUGACAGCGGAUCGUCGCCCGACCUGCCCAACUGCGUCAGCCCGGCCCCCGUUGCCAUGGACGACGGAGCGCAGAUGCUGAAGACGCACAACGUGACGCUGUUGCCCGGAGACAACAGCAUCGUCUUCACCGCCCCGAGUGGGGACCCAGGCACCUACACGCUGCGCCAGCUGUGUGCCACGGUGGGCCAGGUCCAGUUUGUCCUGCCCCACAUCUACCCCCUGGUCCAGUACGAGGUGUACUCCCAGGAGCCCCAGCUCACUGUGGAGCCCCUCACAGAGCCCCUGCUGGCUGGCCUGCCCCAGAAGGUGAGGUUCACCCUGCAGACGGGGCACUACAGCGUGAAGAAGGGCGACGCCCUGCAGCUGAGCAACACGGACAGCAUGCCCAUCCUGCCCCCCUCCCCCUCCUCGCCCUGCGCCGCCACCAUCCUCAACGCAGCCUCCGAGCGUGUGGGAGAGGCGUCUCUCUCCAUCCAGGCGUCUGAGAAGGUGACCAGCAUUGUGCUCCCCCUCACGCCCCCCUACCACACCCUGGAGUUCCAGCUGGAGGUGCUGUGCGUCAUCCCCUCCGGCCCCCACCGGCCCCCCGGGGAGAGGCUGACCAAUGGGGAGGUCCGGCAUCGGCCGCGCAGCUACAGCCACCCCGACACGCCCAUGACCGCCAUCGACCAGAGGAUGUCUAUAGACUGUCCCUGGUCCAUCUACUCCACCCUCCUGGCCCUCACCUUCUACAUCCCCUUUAAGACCAAACACUCACUGCUGUCAGCAGGCAACAGGAAGUUCAUCCAGGUGUGUGUGCAGAACGUGUCGGACGUGAGCUUCCACCUGACAGAGCAGCACCUGACGGAGCAGCAGCAGGAAUGCUCUCUGGAGCUCCAGUCCCUCAACACUAAAGCACAACAGCUGGUGAGCAGUAAGCAGUGUGUGUUCUGCCUAUGGGAGGUGAAGUGGAAGGCCUGUCUGCCCGCCUGUCUGCAGUGCGUCUUCUCUGCCAGCUUUUCUCCCAGCGCCCACCAGACCUCCUCCUUCAAGCCCUACCACUACGACUUCCAGCUGGAGAGAGUCACGACACUGUACAGCCUGAGAGCGGAGAUCCUGCCAGGCGCCGGGGAGCAGAGCUGUCACUCUGGCACCCUCUGUGGGCUGGAGGUCUCCAUCACACGCCUGGCGGAGCCCUCGGAGGGGGAGGAGGAGGUGGAGGGGCAGGGGGAGACGGAGGGGCUUCGCACCACCAAGCUGAUGUAUGAAGUGGCUGACAGCAGCAGCAGCUGGGCAGUGUGUGGUAAGAGCUCGGGGCUGGUCUCCAUGCCCCUUGCCGUCUGCGCCACGCACAAGAUCCACAUCGAGGUGAUGCCCCUCUUCGCCGGACACCUGCCUUUCCCCAAGAUCCAGGUGUUCAAGUACCUGCCUCACAGCGCCCUGCCCGCCAUCCAGCCCGACCCAGACAGCUGUGUGGAGAACGACACCCUCUCCCUGCUGGACAAGGCCCUGGACGACCAGGCCGACACGGCCAGCAUCCGCAGCCGGGGCAGCGUCCUCUCCGUGGGCAGCGGGGAGCAGCAGCAGAGAGGCCUUCCCAUGCCGCGUCUGGAGCCCUUCAACCCCGGCCAGGUGUUCAACCACAGCCAGGGCCUGCAGGUGCUGGUGCUGCCCGCCACCGACGACCACGUCCUGGAGGUCAACGCCACGUGACCCGGGGCGGACGCCGCCUACCAGCCUCCUGUCGUCGUCGUAGUUACCGUCAUCACCACCACUCACCCUGGCACCCACCUCUGGACACAUGCUACCCAGGACUUGGUGGGACCUUGCUGGGCUGAAGCUCCCGGGUGGGGGGCCUUGGGGCGGCUGUUUCUGGAGCCCUGACUGAGGGGCGUUCGUGUGGGCUAAGCUAGCUGGGCUAGACCCGAGCAUGAAACUAUCACGACAGCGGAACAUUGGCGUUAUCGUGGACUGUUAGACACCACGCCACCUUGGAAUAUCUUAACCUCCUGUGUUUUUCCUCCCUACUUCCUUGUCCUCCUUCUUAGACUGUGUACGUCUCAGUUGGUAGAUACAGUCCAUCUCUCUACAUCUUUUGGCUAAGAGAGCGAAACUCAGACGCUGUUGGGAAUGUUUUCACACUAAAGUACUGUCAUUCUGAUUGAUCGCCACUUUCAGAGCUUGAAAUGAGAUCCCGGACUGCCCAUAAUGCUUUGCAGCUACACAUUUGCCAAAUCCUCCUCCUCCCCCCCCCACUGGGUUUAUACUUUCACUCUCC
This is a messenger RNA of Osmerus eperlanus (European smelt), 4520 nucleotides long. RefSeq names its product trafficking protein particle complex subunit 10 (gene trappc10). Gene Ontology annotation, biological process: intra-Golgi vesicle-mediated transport; early endosome to Golgi transport. The transcript has 23 exons. Bases 131 to 3955 code for a protein of 1274 amino acids. Lineage: Eukaryota; Metazoa; Chordata; Actinopteri; Osmeriformes; Osmeridae. Gene Ontology annotation, cellular component: TRAPPII protein complex. The record is from RefSeq and is a predicted model, not a curated record.